Trypanosoma cruzi is the source of this 651-nucleotide messenger RNA. RefSeq names its product calpain-like cysteine peptidase, putative. The record is from RefSeq and is a predicted model, not a curated record. The transcript has a single exon. The annotation marks the transcript as partial. Lineage: Eukaryota; Euglenozoa; Kinetoplastea; Trypanosomatida; Trypanosomatidae.
UGGAUGGAGUGGAGUGACAUUUCGCGGCUCUUUUCCUCCGGGGGUGUCUGCAUGGUGCGGAGGAAAUGGUUUGACUACCGCAUCCGCGGUUUCUUUCAAGGCCCCACGCCGAACUUUUUCCUUGAGGUGGUGGCGAAGCGAGAAGUGGACGCAUUUUUGACGCUCUCGCAGCGCGAUAACCGCGGCCUACCGGGGGAGGACCCCGACGCGCUCUACAAGGGCCUUCUCAUCAGCGUCUCCCGCUACCACUCGGAGACGGACACACACGUGCUGCACGCCAACAGCACGCUUGACCCGGAGGCACCGUCGCAAGACGCCUGCAGUUUUUACUUCACCCGAGAUGUGGGCAUGUGGGUGAGGUUUCUGCCAGAGCACUCACCGUAUUACGUCUUCCCGCGUGUCGGGGAAAAUUCAGCGGAAUCGAUGAAGGCCUUCACGUUGGGGCUUCUCUCGCGGCGGAAAGUGGGAAAAGGCGGGCUGCAUGUGAAUUUUAGGCGGUUGUCGACGUCAGAAAAGCCACUGGAGAUCGGAAUGCAGGCCGCAUUGCACGCCGCACAACCGCAGCGUAUGAGUUUUCAAUACAAAAAACCCAAACGACCCGCUGUGCUCCGUGAGGGUGUGUCCAUACAAGACUCGAAGAAAGUAACGUAG